AACACCUCGAAAACCCACUCAUUGAUGGAAAAAUAACCACCGCCUGCACAGAAAUACACAUUAAUCACUGUCUGCUACAGGAGAUGGAAGAGAAGCUGAACGGAUCGCUGCCCGUCGUCUCGCCGGAGUAUCUUCAUCAGUGGGUUCGGUCGGCCCAGCAGUUCCAGGCUCUCCAGGCCCAGUACUCCAGCUUCAACCCCAGCCAGCAGUUCCAUUACCCGGACAGCCAUCCCGGGGACGCCCCCCUGGCUCAGGCGGGCCCCCCCCUGGCUCAGGCGGGCCCCCCCCUGGCUCAGGCGGGCCCCCCAGAACCCCCAGAACCAGCCAUGGACCAGCAGGAGCCAGCAGACCCGGCCAAACCCAAAAAGAGAGGCAGAGCAGCACAACCCAAGGAGCCAAAGCCGCCCAAACCCCCCAAGGUCCCCAAGGUCCCCAAGGCGCCGAAGCCACCGAAGCCCCCCAAGGAACCCAAGCCACCAAAACCCCCCAAGGACCCAAACGCACCCAAAGCCAAACCCGGUCCGAAGCCCAAGAAGGCGGCCGAGUCUGCGGCGAACGGCAAGCAGGAGAAGAUCGACGAGAGCUUCAAGAAGGUGAAGAGGAAAGUGGACCGCUUCAAAGGGAUGUCUGAGGAGGAGGUGAUGAAGAAGACGCUCCCGGACCUGCUGGACGACAACCUGGACUACGUCAUCAUCGGCAUCAAUCCAGGACUGAUGGCAGCGUUCAUCGGCCGCUGGUUCCCCGGCCCGGGAAACCACUUCUGGAAGUGCCUGUUCCUGUCGGGGUUCACCGAGGAGCAGCUCAACCACACCCACGACACCCUGCUGCCCGUCAAGUACAAGAUGGGCUUCACCAACAUGGUUGCCAGGGCGACGCCGGGCAGCAAGGACCUGAGCAGCAAGGAGCUCCGCGAGGGAGGAAAGAUCCUGGUGGAGAAGCUGAUUAAGUACCGGCCGCUGAUCGCUGUGUUCAACGGGAAAUGUAUCUACGAGAUGUUCUGCAGAGAGAUGUUCGGUAAAAAGCCCAAAAAGCUGGACUUCGGUCUGCAGCCGCACAAGAUCCCCGAGUGUGACGUGGCGCUGUACCUGAUGCCGUCCUCCAGCGCCCGCUGCGCCCAGUUCCCCCGGGCCCAGGACAAGGUCCACUUCUACAUCAAGCUGAGGGAGCUGCGGGACCAGCUGAGGGGCGUCCAGAAGAGCACGGAGGUGGAGGAGAUCCAGUACAGCUUCGACCUGGGCCUGGCCAAGGAGGACGCCAAGCGGAUGGCGAUCAAGGAGGAGACGUACGACCCCGGCUACGAGGACGCCUACGGCGGAGCGUACGCCGAGAGGACGGCUGAGGGAGGCCCGGCUGGAGGAGGCCCGGCUGCGAGCCACAACGGCCACUGCACCUUCUCGUCCGGCCCCAACACAGAAGGCGCUCAGGAGGCGGCGGCGGCGGCUUCGGAGGCGGCGGCGGGGUCGACGGAGCUCCCGGACGGACAGUGGAUGAAGCAGAACUUCACGGAUCAGAUCCCAGACAUUAACGGCAUCUGAGCUGGAACCAGGAACCAGGAACCAGCCCUGAACCUCUCCAGGUCCAGGUUUAGAUUUGAUCCAGUUUUUAGUCGUGUCCAGGUGGAACCAGACACGUUUAGGACUUUUCUUUUUGUAAGCAUGUGCGGUUGUCUCUCGACAGUCUUUUAAAUAUGUGAAAUCAGGGACAAAGGUGCUUCACUGAGGAGGUGGCGGGGCGUCGGCCCCCGAGGUGUCGGGGCCCGGGGCGUCGGGGCC
Molecule: messenger RNA, 1772 nt
Organism: Cololabis saira (Pacific saury)
Lineage: Eukaryota; Metazoa; Chordata; Actinopteri; Beloniformes; Belonidae
Gene: tdg.1
Product: thymine DNA glycosylase, tandem duplicate 1
Exons: 11
Coding region: 84-1535 (483 amino acids)
Biological process (GO): base-excision repair, AP site formation
Cellular component (GO): nucleus
Molecular function (GO): mismatch base pair DNA N-glycosylase activity
Source: RefSeq, a predicted model, not a curated record